AUGACUCUGGCACAAUGGAAAACGGCGGGAGAUAAGAAGCGUCAAGCUAUUUUGGAUGCACUUCCCGACAAAUGGACGAUUAAGAGUUCUAUUCCCGCACCAGAGGAGCUUCGCGAUGUGACGGGUUAUAUUCAAGAGUUUCUGACCCCUCGUGAAAUCGAGAUCACUGAGACCGAUGCAGUGGGCAUCACUGAGAAAACUACAUCCGGGAAAUGGUCUGCCGUCGAGGUGACAGAGGCAUUCUGUCAUCGAGCUACGAUUGCUCACCAGCUUGUCAGUUGUUUGCAUGAAGUCUUCUUCAGCGCCGCUAUCGAAGACGCGAAACGACUUGAUAAUUACUUCGCGGAGCACGGAAAGCCCGUGGGACCUCUACACGGACUGCCGAUUAGUUUGAAGGAUCAGUUCCAUGUCAAAGGUGUCGAAACUACAAUGGGGUACGUGGGAUGGAUCGGCACGUUUCAGGGCAAAGCAAACGACCCAAGAAAAGGCGUUUUCGAAAGUGAACUGGUCCGGGAGCUCCGAAGCCUAGGAGCUGUUCUGUAUUGCAAGACCAGUGUUCCUGCCACUUUAAUGUCCGGCGAGACGGCCAACAACAUCAUUCAAUACACCACGAACCCUCAGAACCGACUUCUCUCGUCCGGAGGAAGCUCUGGGGGCGAGGGGGCCCUCGUUGCCUUGAAAGGCUCCCCUGGAGGGUUCGGGACCGACAUUGGUGGAAGUGUCCGUAUCCCAGCCGUAUUUAAUGGGCUUUAUGGUAUACGCCCCUCGUCCGGCAGGAUGCCCUAUCAGGGGGCAGCGAACUCGAUGGAUGGCCAAAAUACUAUGUUGUCUGUGAUUGGACCUCUGGCGACCACUGCACGUUCCCUCCAGUUUCUCUUCAAAUCAAUCCUCAGCCAGAAGCCAUGGUAUUAUGAUCCGCUUGCUCUGGAGCUACCCUGGAGGGACGCAAUCGAGCACGAGACGCGUGAACUGAUCAAAUCAUCAGCUAUUGGUUCUUCUCAGCUUGCUUUUGCUCUCAUGUACCAUGAUGGCGUGGUCCGACCUCAGCCGCCGAUAGCCCGAGCCCUGAAGAUUGUUGAACAAACAUUGAUCCGGCUGGGACAUAAGGUGAUCGAGUGGAACCCCCCAUCCCAUGUGGUAGCAUAUAAAAUAGCUCGCACGACCUACAACAUGGAUGGUGGAGCCGAUGCCCGGUAUCACUUUGGUUUGUCCGGCGAAGUGAGACCAAAUCCAGUUAUCUUAGAGUCUGGUCCCCAAAAGUCUGCCUUAGAAAUUGCCGAGCUCAACGUGGAAAAGCGGGAUUAUCAAAAGUCAUACAUGGAUUAUUGGAACACAACCGUCGAAUUGACCGGUACUGGUCGACCCGUUGACGGGCUCAUUUGCCCUUGUGCACCUUUCGCCGCGGUACUCCCUGGUAAAUAUAGUCACGUUGGAUAUACAUCCUUUGUCAAUGUCUUGGACUAUACCAGCGUUUCAUUUCCGGUGACUCGUGCUAACAAAACCAUUGACGUGGCUCAACCUGGGACGGAGUUUUUGAGUGAACUGGAUCGACAAGUUCAAGGAGAAUAUGAUGCUGACGCUUAUGACGGUGCACCGGCUGGACUGCAGCUGGUUGGACGGCGACUUCAGGAAGAGAAGAUGCUUACGUUGGCGGAGUACCUUGGCGAGAAAGUGAGGGAUUUUCCAGUGUAA
Messenger RNA from Aspergillus tanneri, 1692 nucleotides. It is a transcript of the gene gmdA, whose product is annotated as putative general amidase GmdA. The coding region runs from base 1 to 1692 and encodes 563 amino acids. The transcript is spliced from 5 exons. The record is from RefSeq and is a predicted model, not a curated record. Lineage: Eukaryota; Fungi; Ascomycota; Eurotiomycetes; Eurotiales; Aspergillaceae.